AUGGGCGCCACGGACAUCACAUACGCGCCGAAAAAGUCGAGGCCAAGCUUGAGCAGACCAAAAGAGGUGCGUCCGAUCAGCCUCAAAGAACUGGAAGAGCCAUCAGGGAGUGAAGAGCCAGAUGCUCCGGGUGAAUUCUACUUCCUGGACCCGGGCUCCUUCGAAUCGACAAACGAUAUCCUGCACCGUGAAGUGUUUUUGAAAUGCCAAGAGGCCGGACUCGACCCACGCUGGAUGAAAAUGGACAUUGUCGAAAAGUCGGAACGCGGCGACCCCAACUUUUACGUGCUGCCGAGAUUUGAGGGGCCAGCGUACGAGAUUCUGAAGGAACGACGAUGCAAAACAGUUUCCUCGUUUCUCGUACGCGAAUGUCUGCGACUGGACAGAUGCUUGGUCAAAAUUGACAUCCCGGUGUAUUCGCUUCAUCUAGACGGCGUCAAAGUGACAUUCACCGGAUUUGCCACGGCCGAGAAGAAGCGACUAACGGAAUUGGUCUACGCGAUGGGCGGUCAUUCAUCACCGCGCUUCAGCCAUGAAAUCACACACCUCGUCGCUGCCCGCUACGACCCGACGAAUCCGGACAAAUAUCAGUAUGCUCGUCAACUGCGGAUACCGAUUCUGGAGUCGGGUUGGCUGGAGGACGCGUGGACCAGGGCCACCAACCACGAGCCGGGCAAUUUUUCCGCCGAGCAAUUCUACGAGCCGUACCGCAUGCCGUUGUUCAAGGGAUUGGUCAUCACCAAGACCGGCGUCGCCCAGGAACAACUAGCCGAUUUGAUUCGAGCGAUCGAGAUGAAUGGUGGAAAAUAUUCAGCGGCGCUGAACAAAAACUGCACGCACAUGAUCACCGAGCUGUGCAACGGCGACAAGUUUCGAAGGGUGAAAGAAUGGCAGCGCGACGGCGUCAAGCAGGUGUUCAUCGUGACGAUGAAAUGGCUGUUCAAGUGUAUCGAGAUGAAAUACGUUGUCCCGGAAUCGCGCUACGAUCCCGAACGACCGGCCUGCUCAACGCAAAAGGGACAAGAGGCCACGAUGCAAGAUCCAGAGCUGAGCGCCAUCUAUGGGCAACAAAACGGAAAAUUGCCCACGCAAUCGGACAGCCCGUUCUGGGGAAAUACUUCGGUCGGGGCAAGGAAUCGACGAUCCGGAGCGAACAGCUCCUCCGUCACAAAUAAUCAUCCCACGACGCCUAGCACCACCAAGAAUCAAUCGAACCUCGAAGCCUCCCUUCGAGAACGAGAUAGGGUGGCAACUUUGCGACGCGAAGAAUCACGGGCCAGGAUGAGUGGCGGAGAGUUUGGAUCGAGGAUUGGUCUCCCGCGCAGCAACUCGAUCCUCGCCGAACCGGCAGCGAUAUUCAGCCGAAAAGCGCGUGAGCUGGUCGACCCGGUUGAUCAGCUGAAGGACGAGGGAGAACGGCUGGAAGAGGACUUGGAUGUGCUUGAGGGCACUCGUGUGUUGAUCGUUGGCGCUAGCGCAACGUCGAUACCAACAUGGAAAAAGCUGCUGAACAGCCUCGGAGCCUGUCGCGUGACCAAGAUGCGCUCUGACGCUAUUGUGAUUGUCGUCCGGAUCAAUGGUGCCGACGAUGAGAAAACGAUCAAAGAAGCGGAAGAAGCCGGCGCCGAGGUGGUCACGUCGAAAUGGGCGAUCGAGUGCUUCGAGAAGAGGGACAAUUUGCCCACUCACGACUUUCUGUGGAGCGACCGCGUGGCCGAGCUGGAAAAAGAGGUAGCCGCCGAGAUGGAGGCGCCGCGGAAGGGGCGGUCAGACGUCGAAUUCAUCGGCAUUUACACGGGUACCACCGCCGAGUUGACGUCCGGAAUGCAAUUCCCGGGCCCUCCGAGCAGUCGGCCUUCGAUGGGGCCAAUCUCCGAUGAGCAGUCGACAACAAACUGCUUCGCCACCACCUCCAAUUUCUACGGCAGCCGCAAGGUGCGCAUCUUCGAGCGCGGCAUGGACGAGGGGCAAAUUGCUGAUAUGAAGGAAGAGAUAGUCGAAUGUGGCGGAAAAUACCUCCCGCCCGAGUUCGAUGUGCCGGCCGACUAUCUGCUUUGCCCGCUGAUCGACCUCGGCGGUUUGCCGACCCCAAAAGAAGCCAACGCCGAGCAUAUUGUUUCUACCUAUUGGCAGCGCUGCUGCGUGAUCGAGGGCAAGCUGCUCGAGCCGGACUCGUGCCCGCUGUUCCGCCCGAUUCCGGCGUGUGGCGGGAGCACGGUUUUUGAGAAUUGCGUCGUCUCGGUGACGGGCCUCGACCAUCCACUCCGCGAGCAAAUCAAGGAAUUUGUCGAGAAUUUCGGCGGCAUUUUCCAAGCGACCAUCUGCAAGAAUUCCAGGAACGGUGAAUUCCGGAACACGCACGUCAUCGCCGGCAGCGACAACGAGAAGGCGAAGAUGGCCGUCAAGUGGGGCAUCAAGGUGGUCGACCCGGCAUGGCUGCUCGAGAGCAUCAUCAACGACAAGCUCAUCUCGGAGGCGGCGUAUCCGGUUGGGGACAGCCCAUUCUGUGGCAGCUACACGCGCAGUGACGACAUCUGGGAGGCGUGCAAACAAGGGAUGUAUGACGUUGUUGUGCAGAUCCGGGAUGUUGACGAGUCCUUCCCAACCUACAUGCUCGACCAGGGGUCGAUCAACGAAGGUGACGACGCGGGCAACGAGGAAGCUUCCAUCCUCGAGCCGAUCGCCAGCCCGUCACCAUCUAUCCAGUACGUUGAAACGCGCGACAAGCCGGCGGAAGCUUCGAAACCGAAGUCUGCUGAAAAAGAGACGACGCCAAUAGAGGAGCCGCCGAUUACGCCCACCACCAAGCACGUCAGCGCCGUAAAAAAUGGAAAAACAGGCCGCCAGGCUGCUGCUCAGUCCGUCGUCGAAUCCAGUGUUAUGGAUCUACUCGGCGGGAUGGGCAGCCCGGAGGCGAUGCCCGACCUGGCGCAACGUAUCAUGGAUAAGAUAUCGUCACGAGACGCCAGCUCAACGCAAAGCCUGCCCAAGCAAGAAGCCGUCGUCUCAUCCGAUCCCAGCACCUCGCAGAACCAAUCGACGCGGGCUACGAAACGGCGACGAGUGGCGGAAGUGCGACAAGAGCAGAGCGAAGCAGUGGUGAUCAAGGAAGAGCCGCUGGAGGUCAACACGUCGAAACGAGCCCGAACAGAACAGGAGCACGGCGACGCCUUCCCGAACUUGUUGAUCGACUGGAGCACGCAGCGGCCCGCUGAUGACGACAACGCGCAGGAAGCUGCGGAAAACUUGAAGAUACGCUGCUUUGACGAGAGCAUACAGCCAACCCCUGGCGCCACGUCGACUCUUCGUGCUUCAGCGACGCGGGUGUCUGAAAGACGGGUCAACGAAGUUGAGGCUACACCUAGAUCGGCGGCUAACCGAGCUUCUAACUUGAGAACGAGGCAACAACCGGAAAAGCGUGCUCCGGCUCUGAAAGUUCCGGUGGAAGAGGAGGAACCAGCGAUAGUUGGAGGCACCUUCAGCCCAACACCACCUCAUCAACAAGCUGCGCGAAAAGCCCCCGUUGCUCAGCCCGGCCCAUCAAAACCCCGCCCUGAAGCGAAGCUACCGGAAACCGGCGACACCUUCAGCCCGACGCCACCACAUCAACAACCGGCCCGAAAUGAUGAGCCACAACCGGGCCCCUCCAAGUCGCGCCCCGAAAUUCGGCAAGCCGCACAAGCAGAGCCGGCCCCAGCGCGCGCCGCGGUGAAGCUGCGACCGGAAAGCCGGUUGCCAGAAAAAGGAGCGACAUUUAGCCCCACCCCGCCACGCCAACAACAACCUCAAAAGACCCCUGCACCCCAGCCCGAAGCGACGAAGCUGCGCGCUGAAAGCCGCACAAAAUCGCGCCGAUCAGCGGAGCACGAGGUCGUCCCCGAUACCGCACCCGAGCCGGAAGUUGAAACCGCGCCAGAAGCACCGGCUGCCGCCCCCGUCGAUCCGAGCGCCGCCAAGAAGUUUUUCGCCUGGUCGACGUUCAGCGAUCAAAAUGCGCUGGAAGCUCAGGUGGAGAUCGUGAAGCAGCUCGGCGGCAACUCAAAUUAUGCGCCGGAUGCGGAAAAUAGUGGUCUACUGCCGACGACAACGCACCUCAUUGCCGAACGAAUGCUCCGAAACGAGAAAGUGCUGAGCGCGAUCGCCAGCGGCUGCUUCAUCCUGACGCCGCGAUACCUAGAAGCUUGCGCCAAGCAUGGUCGCUUUAUUCGGGAAGAAGCCUACGAGUGGGCAUCCGAACUUGCCGAUGCCGCCGACACGGACGUGGCGAAGGUCGUGUCCAAGACGGCGCUCUUUUGGCGUCAGAAGCUGGAGGGAAAACGAAAAGCCGGCGAAAAGAAAAUCGGCGCGUUCUCCGAUUGGCGGUUGAUCAUCUACGCGGAGAGCAAUCCCGAUGUUUAUAGAAGAAUCGUUCGGUAUGGCGGCGGCAUCGCCGAGUUGCGAAGUGACCUCAGCGACGUGCGACUGUUCAAGCCCACCCACGUCAUCAUCCACCGCGAGCGGAACAUGGCCCCCUGGGAUAAAAAUGAAUUGGCUCGCGUGGUCCGUGCCGGCGCCAAAAUCUUCCCUCCCGACUACCUCUUCACGUUCUUGUCAAAGCGCGGCAUCUACGAUAUUACCGACUGCACGGACAGCUAUAGGAAAUUCAUCGGCAAUCGCUCGAGCGAGCUGCCCGAUCGAUGG
Molecule: messenger RNA, 4680 nt
Organism: Mesorhabditis spiculigera
Lineage: Eukaryota; Metazoa; Nematoda; Chromadorea; Rhabditida; Rhabditidae
Source: the annotation of a GenBank genome assembly